AGAGAGAGCUACGCGACAGGGAGACCUGACAGCUCCUUGUAUGUGCAGAGAAGAAGAGAGAGAGAGAGAGAGAGAGAGGGUGCUUGUCUUUAGAGAGAGAAAGAGAGAAGAGGAGUUUGAUUUUUGAAUGUCAAGACGGUGAUUGUUAAUAGUAUUGUCUCUGUGUCUGGUAGUGCUUAAAUCUCGAAUGCUUUGGCUGGGAUUUUUCAAACUCGAGCUGCUCCUACUACUUUUAUUUUUUUAAACGAUUUGGACAGUUCAAUAGUCUCUAUCUCGACUAGGCAACAAAAACAGCUUCUGGGUUUCUUUCGUUUUCAAAUUGAGUUUAUGGGUUUCUGACUCUUCACGAUCAACCUGUUGUUGAUUGUUGAUUUUGGAAGUAUCACCGAAAUCCUGCUCUUUUAUUGAGAGUAAAAAAGAGGGAGAAAGAUAGUUGUGGAGAUUUGAAGGUGAAGGUGAAGCUAUGGUGGGGUGGUUUGCUUUCCUAAGAAAAAGCUGAAAUGCUGGUUCUUGAGUCUUAAAGCUUCUUAUAGUGUGCUUUUGUCAAGAAAGAGAGAGGUGAGUACUGUCUGGUGGCUGUUAAUUGACGAGAGCUUUUGGAAGUUAAGGAAAGUCAAAGCAAAUUGAGCUUUUGCAUCUCUAUAAUUCAAGUUAAUCCAUACCCACAUUCAAAAUCAUGGUGGAAGACGAUAACAACAACGUUUUGGUUGAUAUGUCAACUGAAGAGUGGUUAUCACAUGCCCAAGAGCUUGUUCCAAUGGCCCUCCAGAAGGCUAAGCAGGUUAAGGGUUUCAUUGGAAGGUGGAAGAUCAUAAUUUCCAAAUUGGAGCAGAUUCCUUCUCGUUUAUCAGAUUUGUCAAGCCAUCCUUUCUUCUCAAAGAAUGCACUUUGCAAGGAACAACUACAGACUGUGUCAAAGACAUUGAAAGAGGCAAUUGAUUUGGCUGAAUUAUGUGUGAAGGAGAAGUACGAAGGGAAGCUCAGGAUGCAAAGUGAUCUUGAUGCUUUGUCGGGGAAGCUGGAUUUGAAUUUGCGAGAUUGUGGGCUUUUGAUCAAGACUGGUGUCCUUGGAGAGGCUACUUUGCCUUUGACAUUGGCUGGUUCUCAGCAAGAGCCGGAGGCUGUGACACGUAGCAAUAUAAGGGAAUUGCUUGCCAGGCUUCAGAUUGGCCACUUGGAGUCAAAGCACAAAGCUCUUGACAGUUUAGUUGAAGUCAUGAGGGAGGAUGAAAAGAAUGUUUUGACUGUUUUGGGGCGGAGUAAUAUUGCUGCAUUAGUUCAAUUGUUAACAGCAACUUCUCCCUGCAUACGUGAGAAGACUGUGACUGUAAUCUGCUCGCUUGCAGAAUCAGGUGGUUGUGAUAAUUGGCUUGUUUCUGAAGGCGUUUUACCUCCCCUUAUAAGGCUUGUUGAGUCUGGCAGUGCGGUGGGGAAAGAGAAGGCUACAAUUUCACUUCAAAGGCUGUCAAUGUCUGCUGAGACUGCCAGGGAAAUUGCUGGGCAUGGUGGGGUUCGGCCUCUGAUUGAGGUAUGCGGAACUGGUGAUUCUCUGUCACAGGCAGCUGCUGCUUGUUCUUUGAAGAAUAUAUCAGCUGUCCCUGAGGUUCGACAAACUCUAGCAGAAGAAGGGAUUGUAAAGGUCAUGAUCAAUCUCCUUGAUUGUGGAAUUCUUUUGGGAUCUAAAGAAUAUGCAGCGGAGCUGUUGCAGAAUCUCACUGCAAGCAAUGAGAGCCUUAAAAGGUCUGUGAUUUCAGAAGGUGGUAUUCGGAGCCUAUUGGCAUACCUUGAUGGUCCUUUGCCCCAAGAAUCCGCAGUAGGGGCAUUGAGGAACUUGGUUGGAUCAGUUUCUAUGGAAAUGUUGGUUUCUCUUGGCUUCCUUCCUCGUUUGACUCAUGUGCUUAAAACUGGAUCACCCAGUACACAACAAGCUGCUGCAUCGGCAAUCUGUCGGGUUUGCAACUCAACUGAGAUGAAAAAACUGGUGGGCGAAGCAGGUUGCAUUCCCCUGCUAGUCAAGAUGCUUGAAGUUAAAUCAAACAGUGUUAGAGAGGUUGCUGCACAAGCUAUUUCAAGCUUGAUUACCCUUUCAACGAAUUGCAGAGAAGUUAAAAGGGACGAUAAAAGUGUGCCAAAUUUGGUCCAACUACUUGAUCCAAGCCCACAGAGCACUGCGAAGAAAUAUGCCGUGUCCUGCCUUAUGUCUCUCUCUUCAAGUAAGAAAUGCAAGAAACUGAUGAUUUCAUAUGGAGCAAUUGGGUAUCUAAAGAAGCUUAGCGAAAUGGAUGUACCAGGUGCCAAAAAGCUGCUAGAACGGUUGGAAAGGGGAAAGCUAAGAAGCUUGUUCAGCAGGAAAUAGAGGAAGCAACAUUCUCCUUUUGUACCAUGAAGGUUUUUCUUUUCUGUACAAGUAUUGUUUCAUUAUCUGUAUGAAACAAAGCAGUCUAGAUCUGAAUCAAAGUUCUUAAGUAUUAAUUCUAUGCAGUCAAAGUUUAAUUAUUUAUAAAUAUAAAAUGUUCCUCUAUGUCUAUUUCUGCAGA
Messenger RNA from Tripterygium wilfordii, 2537 nucleotides. RefSeq lists its product as uncharacterized. Gene Ontology annotation, molecular function: protein binding. The record is from RefSeq and is a predicted model, not a curated record. Bases 677 to 2356 code for a protein of 559 amino acids. The transcript is spliced from 3 exons. Lineage: Eukaryota; Viridiplantae; Streptophyta; Magnoliopsida; Celastrales; Celastraceae.